Molecule: messenger RNA, 2181 nt
Organism: Candidula unifasciata
Lineage: Eukaryota; Metazoa; Mollusca; Gastropoda; Stylommatophora; Geomitridae
Source: the annotation of a GenBank genome assembly
AUGUACACCAACGUGGGCGGCACUUACUACCAGACAACGCAAGGGGCUCAGGUAGCCCAAACCCUAAUGCCUGUUGUAUCAUCAGUGCAGACACUUCAGGGACAGAUCAUCCAGCAACCAGGUGGAGGGGCAUUUCUGAUACAAAGUGGCACAGUUGAUAGUGACGGAACCCCACUGACACACACAACUAGAGCUUCACCUGUGACGAAUCACAUCCCCCUGGCAGAGCUGAGCAAUCUGCAUUCAAAAGAGGUCCAGUGGCUGAUUGACAACUACGAGACAGCAGAGGGAGUCAGCCUUCCGCGGAGCACCUUGUAUUACCACUACUUGCGGCAUUGCCAGGAGCAAGGUCUUGAUCCAAUGAAUCCAGCUUCCUUUGGCAAACUGAUUAGAUCUGUGUUCUUGGGACUCCGUACCAGACGGCUGGGUACCAGAGGUAACUCAAAGUACCACUACUAUGGCAUACGGAUCAGGGCCAACUCGUCCUUGAAUCAGUUCACAGAUGACCAGACUAUGGCUUUGAGGCAGCAACCCAUGUACACAAGUAAAAAAUUAUCAAGUCAAAAGCAAGAAGGUGCUGAAGGGGAUACAGGACAAACUGGCACAACAGGAGGGCAGACAGAUGCUUCACAUUCACAACAGCAGCAGCACACACAGUUUCUUGGGGAUGCCUCUCAUGCACUACCCUCUUUUGGGAGUGUCAGUAUGGGCUCCAUCCCAUUACCUGAUGGGUGUGAUGUUGAAGAUGUUCGCACCUUUGAAAAGAUGUAUAGGGAACAUGCAGAGGCUGUGGUUGAUGUGGUUGUGAAUCUUCACUUCAACUUGAUAGAGAAUUUGUGGCAGACAUUCUGGAGAAACCCAACACCAGAAUCUAUUAAUCUCGAUCCUGUUGAAAAAAUGGAAAAGCGAAUGCCUAAAGAGAAACUGUUUGCACUGUGUCGUUAUGAGCCACUGCUGAACUGGGUCCGCAGAUCAGACUAUGCAUUUUACCAGGCGUUGGUGGAGGUUCUAAUUCCUGAUGUGCUGCGACCGAUACCCAGUUCCCUAACUCAGGCCAUCCGAAACUUUGCCAAAAGCUUGGAGGGGUGGCUGAAGAAUGCUAUGCAAACUAUUCCAGAGGAGAUGGUGAAAACCAAGCUCGGAGCUGUAUGUGCCUUUGCUCAAACUUUGAGACGUUACACCUCAUUGAAUCACCUGGCCCAGGCAGCUCGAGCUGUGCUACAGAACACGUCACAGAUCAACCAGAUGCUCACAGAUCUCAACAGAGUGGACUUCACCAAUGUCCAGGAACAAGCAUCCUGGGUGUGCCAAUGUGAAGACUCUUUAGUCCAGCAGCUAGAGCAGGACUUCAAGGCCACCCUCAAACAAGGCAACUCCCUGGAGCAGUGGGCCCAGUGGCUGGAAGGUGUCGUCAACCAGGUGCUGAAGCCCCACGAAGGCAAUGAGAACUUCCCAAAGGCAGCCAGACAGUUUUUGCUCAAGUGGUCUUUUUACAGUUCGAUGGUGAUCAGAGACUUGACACUUCGAAGUGCAGCAAGUUUUGGCUCAUUUCAUCUGAUCAGACUCCUCUAUGAUGAGUUCAUGUUCUACCUGGUCGAGCACAAGGUGGCCAGUGCUACAGGACAGACACCUAUAGCUGUCAUGGGAGAGGUAAGACAGUUCCAUGACCUGAGCAGUGCUGUCAACCUGUCAUCCAUGGAUAUGAAUGAUGAUGAUGAAUCUUCAGACUCCUCUCAGCCUUCGUGUUUAGCACCACAACACCAAGUAAUCCAGCGGGUCACCAUGGUGUCAGCACCCUCUACACAUCCCUCACCCACUGCCCUGAUGCUGGUCACAUCAAACACAGCAGGGGCGGGUCUGGUGGCACAACCUGCCGUUGCUGUGCGCCAAACUGCUAUUGGACAAACUGGUGCCCCGACGGCCAUCACAGUCAGACCCACAGCAAAUGGGAUUGGAGCCGCAGGAGGGUUGGUGGUCCUGUCUGGCACCACCAUGGCCGGAUCGACCCCGUUACAUUCUGUGAGUGUCCCUACUCAAGGUGGACUUCCAGCAACAUUAGCUGUUCGUACAGCCACAACUGCUAACCCAAAUGCAAACAAAACACACACAAUCCUGGUCAUGCCGGUUUCCAACACAAGUGCAGCAGAAGUGCCCGCGGUGAAGAGAAUAAAAACAGAAUAG